CUGGACAGUGUACGCGGUCCUUGAAGCAGCGCAACUGUCUAGUCGAGCAAGCCACCUUUGCGCGCAGGGCAAUUCGAUCUCUUCGCCAUAUACACGCAAGCUGCAGCUUCACCGGACCCGACAUACCACCCACGGCCGAGUUCGCAACCGAUACACGUAGCAUCCCACCUUCUACGGCCACCCAAGGGCACCGCGACCUGACGGUGCACGAACAUCCACCGCCAUUGCUGCUGGCAAUAGACACCGCAUACGUACAUAGUAGCGGGCACAGCUAGUCCGGCAAAAUGGCGACGUUUCUCGAGAAUGCGUACAGUCUGGUGCACCAGGACAAUGCAGCCGACGUACCCUCCGAGAACGAGCUCAAGACAGCCUUGGAGAAGGGCAGCGACGAGCAGAAGAUCGAGACAAUGAAGAAGAUCCUGGCUAUCAUGCUCAACGGCGACCCAAAGACGGGCCUGCUCAUGCACAUAAUACGAUUCGUCAUGCCCAGCAAGUCGAAACCGCUCAAGAAGCUCAUGUACUUCUUCUUCGAGGUAUGCCCGAAGCAUGAUGCCCAGGGCAAGCUGCGGCAGGAGUGGAUUCUUGUUUGUAACGCUAUUCGAUUCGAUCUGCAGGCGCCGAACGAAUACGUCCGAGGAAACACACUGCGCUUUGUCACAAAGUUACGAGACGCAGAGCUUGUAGAGCCGCUGCUACAACCUGUCCGCCAAUGUCUCACCCACCGACACGCAUACGUCCGCAAAAACGCUACCUUCGCCAUCGCAUCUAUCUUCACUCACCUUCCUGAGCUCAUGCCCGAUGCGCCCGAUCUACUUACCACAUUCCUUGACGACGAGAACGACCCAACCUGCAAGCGCAAUGCUUUCGCCGCUCUCACAUCGAUUAGCCACGACAAGGCUCUCGAAUAUCUGAGUACCGUCUUCGAUGCAAUCCCGAACCACGAAGAGCUUUUGCUCCUUGCUGAGCUCGAGUUCAUCCGCCGAGAUGCCGCUAUCAACCCAGGCAACAAGGCCAAAUACCUGCGCCUGAUCUUCGAUCUUCUCGAGUCCCAGGUGUCGACCGUCGUCUACGAGGCCGCGCACGCCCUGACGACACUCACAAGUAACCCUGUAGCUGUCAAGGCUGCUGCAGGGAAGUUCGUGGAGCUGGCCGUUAAGGAGCCUGACAACAAUGUCAAGCUCAUCGUGCUGGAGCGCGUCAACCAAUUGAGGGACAAGAAUGAGGGUGUUCUGGACGACCUGACCAUGGAGAUUCUCCGCGUCCUGUCGAGCACCGAUCUCGAUGUGCGCAAGAAGGCUCUGCACAUUGCCAUGGAGAUGAUCUCCAGCAGGAACGUCGAAGAGGUGGUGCUGCUCCUGAAGAAGGAGUUGAUGAAGACCGUUGAUGAGCAGUACGACAAGAAUUCCGAGUACAGGUCCAUCCUCAUAUCCGCCAUUCACCAGGCUGCCAUCAAGUUCCCAGAAGUCGCCGCAAGUGUCGUUGGUUCGCUCAUGGACUUUAUCUCCGACGUCAGCAGCAACGCAUCGGCCGUUGAUGUUAUCUCUUUCGUCAAGGAGGUCGUCGAGCGCUUCCCAGAUCUCCGCCCAUCCAUCAUCGAGCGCCUCGUCUCGACCCUUGGCGAGGUUCGCGCAGGAAAGGUCUACCGAGGUGUUCUUUGGAUCGUUGGUGAGUAUGCGCUCGAGGUCAAGGAUAUCCAAGAUGCAUGGAAGGGCAUCCGAUCAUCUCUGGGCGAGAUACCUAUCCUUGCCUCUGAACAAAGACUACUGGACGACGCGUCAGAAGGCAAGGACGGCGAUGACCAGGUCAACGGACACACUAAGGCCGUGGCUCCGACAGGUUCGCGAAAGGUUCUGGCUGACGGCACGUAUGCGACCGAAAGUGCACUCACAUCUUCGGCUGCCGCCAAGGCGAAGCUGGACGCUGUCAAGAACUCGCAAAAACCUCCUCUGCGUCAGCUUGUACUCGAUGGCGACUACUACCUCGCUACCGUCCUCUCGAGCACGCUCACCAAGCUUGUCAUGCGAUACUCAGAACUCUCGCAGAACGCUGCACGGACAAACGCUCUGCGCGCGGAGGCUAUGCUCAUCAUGAUCUCGAUUAUCCGCGUUGGGCAGUCUCAAUUUGUCAAGACUCUUAUUGACGAGGACUCUGUCGACCGUAUCAUGUCAUGUGUACGAUCGCUAUCAGAGUUCUCGCAGAAGAAGGAGCUCGAGAGAGUGUUCUUGGAAGACACACGAAAGUCUUUCGCGACUAUGGUUCAGACAGAAGAGAAGAAGCGUGCAGCGAAGGAGGCCUCAGAGAGGAUGAAGUCGGCUGUCAAUGUUGACGACUCCUUCAGCAUUCGUCAGCUCAAGAAGAAGGAUGCUGACGGUAACGACGAGAUCGAGCAAGAUUUGGAGAGGGCCACAGGAGGCGACACCGCAACUGAAGAUCUCUCAUCGAAACUCAGCCGCGUGGUCCAACUCACCGGUUUCUCGGAUCCUGUCUACGCCGAAGCCUAUGUCAAGGUCCAUCAAUUCGACAUUGUACUUGAUGUACUCCUUGUCAACCAAACGACCGAGACACUACAGAAUCUCACAGUCGAGUUUGCAACUCUCGGUGAUCUCAAGGUUGUCGAGCGACCACCAACGCAGAACGUUGGCCCACACGACUUUAUCAACCUGCAGUCUACUAUCAAGGUUUCUUCGACCGACACCGGCGUCAUCUUCGGCAAUGUGCUAUACGAAGGCGAGAAGGGCGUCGAUUCCAACGUGGUCAUCUUGAACGAUGUGCACGUUGACAUCAUGGACUACAUCAAGCCUGCACAGUGCACAGAGACACAGUUCCGGACGAUGUGGACCGAAUUCGAGUGGGAGAACAAGGUCAACAUCAACUCCAAGGCCAAGACGUUGCGCGAGUUCCUUAAGCAGUUGAUGGCUUGCACGAACAUGAGUUGCUUGACACCAGAAGCAUCGAUGAAGGGUGACUGUCAGUUCUUGUCUGCCAACUUGUAUGCCAGGAGUGUGUUUGGCGAGGAUGCUCUGGCCAAUUUGAGUAUAGAGAAGGAGGGUGACAACGGCCCAAUCACUGGAUUCGUUCGUAUCCGCAGUCGAUCGCAAGGGUUAGCGUUGAGCUUGGGGUCGCUGAAAGGAUUGAACAAGGUUGGUGUUGCUUGAGCGGGCUGUUGAUCGGGUAUGAUUAUGAUAAUGCGGUGCGCCAGCAAAAGUUUGGGCGCAGGAAGUUAGAACUGUCAAGCAUUGCUCGUCGCAUGUUGGCGUAUGUAGUCAAAGACACAAGUCACUACGAA
This is a messenger RNA of Macroventuria anomochaeta, 3286 nucleotides long. RefSeq names its product coatomer subunit beta. The record is from RefSeq and is a predicted model, not a curated record. Gene Ontology annotation, molecular function: structural molecule activity. Gene Ontology annotation, cellular component: COPI vesicle coat; cytoplasm. The coding region runs from base 285 to 3155 and encodes 956 amino acids. Gene Ontology annotation, biological process: intra-Golgi vesicle-mediated transport; intracellular protein transport; endoplasmic reticulum to Golgi vesicle-mediated transport. Lineage: Eukaryota; Fungi; Ascomycota; Dothideomycetes; Pleosporales; Didymellaceae. The transcript has 8 exons.